Messenger RNA from Chelonus insularis, 1866 nucleotides. RefSeq names its product pancreatic lipase-related protein 2. NCBI's taxonomy places the organism in Eukaryota, Metazoa, Arthropoda, Insecta, Hymenoptera, Braconidae. Bases 421 to 1461 code for a protein of 346 amino acids. Gene Ontology annotation, molecular function: lipase activity. The record is from RefSeq and is a predicted model, not a curated record. Gene Ontology annotation, biological process: lipid catabolic process. The transcript is spliced from 2 exons.
UGUGGAGGUAAGUUGCGAAAUGUUCCGAAGAGAAUUUGCAUCGAUCUAUUUUAUGUAGUCAAAGAAUACUAAGAUACUUUAGUAUUCUUUGAUUUAGUUAACAAAUGGAUUCAGAGACAAUACAUAAAUCCAAUUUUAUAAUUAAAAUAUCGAUUUUUUUAUGACUAAUUAUUAAAAAAUGUCGCAAUGCAUAAUGAUGGAUGCGAUAAAAAAUUAAGUGAACUGAUUAACGUGGCAAUAGAAUUAAAUGCUUACACAUGUAAUCUUUAUUUACACUGGAUAUACCUCUAUGACGACUUGGCUUAACAGCCAGUACAAGUGUACUAGAGAUCGAGAGUGUUACUCUGGCAUCCGUAAUAACAUCACAAUGAGUUAAUUGUUUGACUCAACUCAACAGUAAUUAAAUACAUUUUUCUAGUGAUGAUGAUGAAGGUUAGUCGAAAAUCUUCCAAAAAUCAUCUUCAAAUUUAUCUAACAAUUAUUGGACUACUCUACACGAUAAUACCUAAAGUUGUUUCUAAAAGUGUGUCAGAUCAUCUUAUCAACGAUUCCGAAGUGACUGAUAAAUAUUUUAGAAAUAAAAGGGACAUUUGGGGAACUUUGUGUUUCAGACAUGCAAUAAAACAUGACACUGAACAUGAACCAAAGUUUGUGCUGUUCACUCGACCAGAUGUUAAUACAACUCAAGAUUUAUUUGAUAAUGAUACAGAGCUGAAUGUGAACUUGACUUUAAAUUUACCAACAAAGAUUAUUGUUCAUGGAUGGAAGUCAGACAUAAGAUUGACGCCAUUGGUUGACAUGAAGAACGAAUAUCUGUUGAGAGAAGAAUGCAAUGUGAUUUUUGUUGACUGGGAAAAGUUAGCUGCUGAAGAAUGUUAUUUACAUGCUAUCUGGCACACUACGUAUGUUGGCCAAAGGGUAGCAGAGGUGAUAAGGAAACUAAGAGACACUGGAGCUGAAGAUAUUCAUGUGAUUGGCUUUAGCUUAGGUGCUCAUGUAGCAGGAAUUGCUGGCUUUUUAUUACGUCCUUAUAAAAUCCCACGAAUUACUGGAUUAGAUCCAGCAAUGCCUGGAUUUAUAUUUGCAUCCAACAGCGAGAAAUUAGAUUCAACAGAUGCUGAGUUUGUUGAUGUUUAUCAUACAAAUGUUCUUAUGCAAGGUAAAAUAGAAAGGUCUGGUCAUGUUGACUUUUAUAUGAAUGGUGGCGUCACUCAACCUGGAUGUCAUGAACGCAGUAAUUGUGAUCAUACUAGGUCAGCAGUAUACUUUGCUGAAUCUAUUAACACUGAAGUUGGAUUUUGGGGAUGGCCUUGUCCAAAUCUUUGGGAAUUUACGAUACAUGCCUGUCCUCCAACCACGCGUUUGAGGAUUCUGGCUGGAGAUAAUGUUGAUAAAAGUGCUCGAAAUUAUUAUAUUGUUAAAACUAAUGCUGAAAGUCCCUUUGCUACAAGAGAUUUAUAAUUUAUUUUAGCAUUUCUGUCGUACAUAAUAAAUUUUAAGAAAUGUAUUAAAAAUACGUUAAUUGUUAAAACUUAAGAUAAAUGCAUCACAUUCCAGGGCUUCAAUUAAUUUUUAAUUAAUUAUUAUUUAUUUAAUAAAUUAAAUAAAAUCCAACAAUAGAGUAAAGGUUUAAAUUGAAAAGUACAUUUAUUAAAUUUAAUUAUUUAAUUAGAAUUAAAUAGCGAUGUCUAAUAAAAUAUUUUGAUCAAUGUUGCGAAUGUUUCCUUACUUCUAAUUCCGGGAUAAUGAAAUAGCUACGACUAUAUAUAGGUUUUGUUUAUCUUCAAAUAAAGUAGACUUAUUAAAUGUGGUUGCAGUUAAUUGAUAGAAAGUAAAAUACAUGUAUAGGUUUAUUUUCUAAAUCGA